Anopheles nili is the source of this 3342-nucleotide messenger RNA. Its product is annotated as neuronal acetylcholine receptor subunit alpha-7-like. The transcript has 13 exons. Gene Ontology annotation, biological process: nervous system process; monoatomic ion transmembrane transport; signal transduction. The coding region runs from base 1444 to 3342 and encodes 632 amino acids. The record is from RefSeq and is a predicted model, not a curated record. Lineage: Eukaryota; Metazoa; Arthropoda; Insecta; Diptera; Culicidae. Gene Ontology annotation, molecular function: acetylcholine-gated monoatomic cation-selective channel activity; transmembrane signaling receptor activity. Gene Ontology annotation, cellular component: neuron projection; synapse; postsynaptic membrane.
GGUUAGCCGGGUGGGGGCGGGAAUAGUUCCGGCAGAAGGGGCAACAACGAUGUCCCAGGCUACUUUGGCUUAGUGCUGCCGCUCGGUGACGUAUGUGCCAACGGACAAACGAAAAAAAAAACAACAUAAAAUAAAAUAAAAUACAAACGAAGUAAGAAAAAAACGCUCAUACAGAUUAAACUUCAAACUCGCACUCGAAGCCAGCGCUCUUUGGCGCGUACAAAAAAAAACAAAACAGAAAACCAAGCACACAGAUUCACAGACAGACAAGAAAAAAGUUUGAACAAACAAGCCUAGGGGGCGGGAAAGCGAAAAAGAAACUGAUACUGUAGUUUUUCUUCAAAUGUGACGUGACCGUUUUGGGGCAGCAGUGCGUGUGCGUUUCGAUCGGGGAAGAGAGAAAAAAAAGCCAAAAACGGUAGAGCAGCGGAAGGCAGCAAGCUAAACAUGUGCCGCAGGGAACACGGACGGACACGGGGUGUCGUAUCUGGAUGAGCUAAACACCGUCAUUAACGAAGUAUAAAAAUCCUACCCAUAAAAAAAUAAAUACCGGAGCGAUCGCUUGCAAGUACCCACACUCACUCCCGUUAAUGCAAACCCGCUAAAACGAGUUAAACAAAAAAAGGCGAGGGCGAGCGAGAUCCCUUCCUGGAGGGAGCGCGAGCGAGUUAAACCGAACUAAACGAAGCAAAAACACAAGCUAACUAAAGUAUAAAAAAGAGAAAAACACCACCACGGGCGAAUGUGAAGCGGCGCAGCGCGUAAAAAACAAAGCACCAGCUCACUUAAACAAAGCGAGUUUGAUAACUAGUUAACUUGAUAAACAAAAGAGAACAUAAACGAACGAACAAAACAAUUACGCACGAUUCUCAUUAAAAAAAAUCCCCACUCAAAACCGUAGUAGGGAGCGGUACGUUUAGCGAGGUCUCUAGAACCAUGUAUGCCAUACAUUGAACCGACAUACCCUAAACACACCUAGACCUCCGUCUCGCUCUCACGCUCUCCUCUUUCUCUCUCUCUAUCUCUCUUUCUAUUUCACUGUACGAUUUACUCGAAACCAAAAAAAAAACAAAUCACCCCUGCACGAACUUUUCCGCAACAAUUGCAUCCCUGUUCGGGCAUAUAUAAAACCUGCUAAAAAUAAAUAAACAAACCAACAAAAAAAACCCCAACUAAUAUAAAAACAAAACGAACCAAUCGAACGGUCGAUAAACCAAACCAAACCAAACCAAAUCAAACCAAAAACAAACAAAACCGACUUAAAACCUACUAAACGUCACGUACUUACCUCUAAACGUCAAACCGAUCGCAACAGCCGCCUAGAGGCAGUAACAGCCGGCCCCGGCGCAACUGCGACCACUGCCUGCGGUGGUUUCGAGGUGUACGUGUCGCACUUACGGGCACGCUACGGCGACCGGCGGCACCAUCAACACCCGAACCGGUAUGGACCUGCUGUACGUCGUGACACUUCUGGUACUGCUGAUGCUGGCGAUCUCGCUGGCAUUGGCGGCAACAGCAACCACACUGUUGGCUGACGGGAUCCCUACGCGACCGACCUACCGAGCCGCCAUCUUUACCGUCGCCACCAUUAAACGCUCUACAGCGCUUGACGCCGUGAGUGCCGCGAGUCUGUCUGUGAGCAGUAACAUCGUCACUGUGCUCGUGGAAGCUGUCUGUGCCAUUGCGAUGGUUGUGGCAGCGCUGGCAGCACUGGUGCUACGUGGUUCUGGCACUGGUGCGCGGUUAUCGUCGUGUCUCGUGAUCGGAGAUGGCGCUAUACCAACCGUCAAGGGUGGAACCUUCGUCCGUAGUGGUAUGCACACUGCCACCGCUGUAGUACUGCGCUCUAUGAGACAGUUACUACCGCUUGUACUAGGAAUUGCCGCCAUGUUGCCUGUGAUUGACGCCGGGUAUCACGAGAAAAGGUUGCUGCAUCACCUGCUGGACAACUACAACGUGCUCGAACGACCCGUCGUCAACGAAUCGGAUCCGCUGCAGCUCAGCUUUGGGCUGACUUUGAUGCAAAUCAUCGACGUGGACGAGAAAAACCAGCUCCUCAUCACGAACAUUUGGCUCAAGUUGGAGUGGAACGACAUGAACGUCAGAUGGAACUCGUCCGAGUAUGGUGGAGUGCGCGAUCUGCGGAUACCACCGCAUCGGCUCUGGAAACCCGACGUCCUGAUGUACAACAGUGCCGACGAAGGGUUCGAUGGGACGUACCCGACUAACGUUGUCGUCCGCAACAACGGAUCCUGUCUGUACGUACCGCCGGGAAUUUUCAAGUCCACCUGCAAAAUCGACAUCACCUGGUUCCCGUUCGACGACCAGCGCUGCGAGAUGAAGUUCGGCUCGUGGACGUACGAUGGCUUUCAGCUCGAUCUACAACUGCAGGAUGAAUCCGGGGGCGACAUCAGCAGUUUCAUCACCAACGGCGAAUGGGAGCUUUUGGGCGUCCCGGGGAAGCGAAACGAGAUUUACUACAACUGCUGCCCGGAGCCGUACAUCGAUAUCACCUUCGCGAUACUCAUCCGACGCAAGACGCUGUACUACUUCUUUAACCUGAUCGUACCGUGCGUGCUGAUCGCUUCGAUGGCUCUACUGGGCUUCACGCUUCCACCCGACUCGGGUGAGAAACUGUCGCUGGGCGUUACGAUUCUGCUAUCACUCACAGUCUUCCUCAACAUGGUCGCCGAGACGAUGCCGGCUACAUCGGACGCAGUGCCUCUUCUAGGAACCUACUUCAAUUGUAUCAUGUUCAUGGUUGCCUCAUCGGUUGUGUCGACGAUUCUGAUCCUGAACUACCAUCAUCGCAACUCCGACACGCACGAGAUGUCCGAAUGGAUCCGUGUGGUGUUCCUCAUCUGGUUGCCGUUCAUCCUGAGGAUGAGUCGCCCAGGCGAACCGUAUCCCCAUCCGUGCAGACCGACGGUAGAUGAGAAAAACAAACAACUGCAGGAGGUUGAGAUGCGCGAACGCUCCUCGAAGUCACUGUUGGCGAAUGUACUCGACAUCGAUGACGACUUCCGGUGCAACCAUCGGUGUAACACGUUGCCGCACAACCCCACCUACUACCGGACGAUGUACCGCCAGGGCGAGGAUGGCAGCGUAGGUCCAAUUGGAGCCACGGACACAAUCGGACAGUACGAGCUGGCCCUGAUCCUGAAAGAGUUGCGCUACAUCACUGAUCAGCUGCGCAAGGAGGACGAGAGUGGCGAGAUCACGCGCGAAUGGAAGUUCGCCGCCAUGGUAGUCGAUCGUCUGUGCCUUAUCAUAUUCACGCUGUUCACGAUCAUCGCCACGCUGGCUGUCCUGUUCUCUGCUCCUCACUUCAUUGUUUCAUAA